This is a messenger RNA of Mesocestoides corti, 1275 nucleotides long. Lineage: Eukaryota; Metazoa; Platyhelminthes; Cestoda; Cyclophyllidea; Mesocestoididae. The record is from the annotation of a GenBank genome assembly.
AUGAGUGUCCCCGUAUUUGUUCUUACACUAUUGUUUGUUUUCACAUCGAAUGCCAAAGUUUACUUCGAAGACAGAUUCACUGAAGGAAAUAUAAAUAAAUGGGAAAAGUCCAAGUACGAAGAAAGCACUCUCGGUGUAUGUGAAUUCGCAAAGCCUAAGGACAUUUUCGACGAGAAAGAAGAUGGUGGUAUUAAAACCACACAGGAUGCCCGGUUCUAUCGCUACUCAGCUCCGCUUUCCACGCCCUUCUCAAACAAAGACAAGACCAUAUGUGUGCAGUUUACCGUUAAACACGAGCAAGAUAUUGAUUGCGGAGGCGGGUAUAUUAAGCUGCUCGGAGAUGACUUCAAACCAGCAGAUUUCCAUGGCGAAAGCGCCUACGAGAUCAUGUUUGGUCCCGACAUCUGCGGAUACGACAAGAAAAUGGUUCAUGUGAUUUUCUCCUACAAAGGAAAAAAUCACCUUGUUAAGAAGGACAUUCCGUGCAAGUCAGAUACCCUUACUCAUCUCUACACCCUGAUCGUCCGACCUGACAACACUUUUGAGGUUUUAGUCGACCAAAAGAGCGUGGAAAAUGGGUCACUUGUCGCGGAUUUCGAAAUGAUCCCUCCGAAGACAAUUGAUGAUCCUGAAGCCAAAAAACCUGAAGAUUGGGUUGACGAGGCUGAAAUUCCAGAUCCUGAUGACAAGAAACCCGAUGACUGGGAUCAACCCCAGACCAUUGUUGACAAGGACGCCAAACAGCCAGAAGACUGGAAUGAGGAGACCGACGGUGAAUGGACUCCCCCGAUGAUCGACAAUCCCGAUUUUAAAGGCGAAUGGCAUCCCAAGAUGAUCCCUAAUCCUGCCUACAAGGGCGAGUGGAAACCGCCUCAAAUACCUAAUCCAGACUUCUUUGAAGAUCCCAUGUUGUACGCUCGUUCGUUCGCCCACAUUGGUCUCGACCUGUGGCAAGUGAAAUCUGGAACCAUCUUUGACAAUUUCAUCAUCUCUGACGAUGUGUCUGAGUGCCAAGCCCAUGGCGAGUACUGGCGGAAGCGAUUCGACUUCGAAGAAGAACUUGAGAAGAAGAAGCUUGAGGAGAAGCAAAAGACGCCUGCGUCUGACGAAAUCCCGAGUGAUGAAGCUGAUGACGAUGAGGCGGAAAGUGAAGAUAGCGACGAGAAGGACGCCGAUGAAUUCCCAGAAAAAGACGAGAGUGAAUCUUCAGCUAAAGAGGAAGACGAGAUUUCAGCCAAAGAGGAGGGCGAGUCUUCAUCGAAAGACGAGUUGUGA